AUGAGUAAUUCAUCUGGAGCUUCGAGUGGAACAUCCAAUGUACAACAGAGAAGAAGAGUUGUGGGUGUACCGAAGACGUGUUGGUGUGGAGCUAGUAUCGUGGCAUUGAUUUCAAAGUCCGCUGCCAAUCCAUACCGCAGUUACUAUCGUUGUGGUUAUGCUGCAUCACUUAAGCUCAUUGAUGAUAACCACAAUUUCAAGUGGGUUGACGAAGCAUUGUUGGAUGAGAUCGAGAGAUUGGCUGUCAGAAUGGCUGUACUUGAACAAACAGUGUCCCAGAUUACAACAGAGAGUAUGGAUCACCAAAAGAUAGUUUUUGAGAGGAUGCAAAUGAAGCUAGAGAAAGAGAUUUUUGAGAGGGUUGUAUGA
This is a messenger RNA of Camelina sativa (false flax), 369 nucleotides long. Lineage: Eukaryota; Viridiplantae; Streptophyta; Magnoliopsida; Brassicales; Brassicaceae. The record is from RefSeq and is a predicted model, not a curated record.